AAAAGGUGAGUCACUCGGCCGCGUCGCGUGUGUGUAUACCUGCGCAGGUUGCCCGGUGAGCGACAGCGGCAGCGGCGGCGGAACACCCGCCGCCCGGUGGGGGAGUACCGAGCGUAGCGGCCGUGGUGUGUAUGCACACGCGAAAACAUUCCUCUACAACUGCUACGCCGCUGUCGCCGCCGUUCGUAUCGCACGACGAUAUAGUAUUAAUAAUAAUAUUAUGGUUCGGCGGGCCUUUGGCGGGUUCCAUCGGACGACAGGUUACCUCCGCGGCACCGCUGUACUGCAGCCUCCGUCAUUGACUAGAACAGCCGUAGGACGUUAGCAGUAGUCGUUGCCAUGGCGGGCUUGUCGCUAAGGAAGCCGUGCGGCGAGAAGGAGUGCCCCGAGUACCACAUGUGCCAGGCCCACGAUCUCCAGUGCUACCCGUGCCAUUCGUACUGCAACGAGACUUCGCACAAUUUCGACAUCAAAAUAUGCGAACAACAGUGUCAAGAUUACAUACACGACUACGUGAAGCAUUACGUCAAGGAUAGUAACAUCCAAGACGUGCUACAAGAGUUGGAGACCCUGAAAACGUUGAUAAUAUGGUUGACGUUGUUGGUGGUCGUCGCGAUCGUCUUGAUGUCCGUCAUGUUGGCGUUCGUAUGGAAACGCGAGAGGAAGAUGCCGAAGCUCAAAAGCGGAGGGAAGGAUUCGUAUUUCAAAAAAAAAUUGGCUUUCUUAAAGUUCAGGAACAACACGGUUAACACGGUGAGCGAGACGGUGGACAACAAACCGUGGACGGUGGCGGCGGCGGCGACGACUAUGAUGGCCGCGCACACGACGACGGACGCCCCGAAGACGUCGUCCGCAAGCUCGUCGUCCGGCCACCGGACCAGCCGCACGACCGUCUCGUCGUCGUCCACGUCGUCGACCGACAAGCUGCCCUGCGAGGACGCCACGCUCGUGACACAGGAGUUCACCGGCUACGACAACCUGGGGCUGUGCAAAGUGUCGCCCGUGCUGAGCAAACCGACGGCCACGGCCACGAUGAAGAUGUACGGCGCGACCGACGUGGACCUGCUCCACCGGUAUUCCCCCUAGCCCCGGCCCACAGUUCCGGCCUACCGCAAGUCACCGUCGUCGCCGAUACGACGUGUCGGAUUGGGAAAUGGUCGACGGAACGACGGCCUUAAGAUGAGGAAGUGAGGCGGCCGCGCGCGGUCGAAGAAACAAAAUGCCGCAGGGUACAACCCUACAUAAUAUGCUACCAAUAUUAUAAUAUACCAGCCAAGGUCUGUAGACAAUACUAUCAUCUAUUAUAAUAUACCAUAAUAUUAUGGAUAAUAUAUUAUAAUUUAAAUAUUAUUAUCUACCGUCCUUGACUUCCGGCCAAAUUUUGUCAUUGCUGGUUGUCCUACACCGUGUCCCACGCAAACGCGACGAGUGCCAACGAUUUCAGUUCCGACCGUUCGAAGUGCGAUGAAAUGCAAGCCGUCACGUUCACAUUCGUCGUGUUUACGUGUCGGACACGGCGUCAUUCCGCCACGCGUACGAUAUUUCGGCGGUGUACGGUUCCGCGGAAACUCAUCUAAGAAACGUGACCUAUAUACAUCGCAGGACUUGAUAAUAUUUAGAGACUUCAUUGGAUUUCGCUCACAUAAAUGCAUUUUUUUUAGAGAGAGAGUGACAGAGAUGUACCGUUUAGACAAUUUGUUUAGUGGUGUGAGAUAUUUCGAAAGUCGAUAAGGGUAGACAUUUUGAAAAUCUCGUUUUGUAUACAAUAUUUUUAUAUCGAUACAAAGUUUUAGCAUAAUCAGCUCACACACGCACAUAAUAAUUUGACAUGCACAACGAAUAAGGCAGUAACUCAAUUUUCCAACUUUUUUCUCCUAUAUGGUAUCACUGUUUUUCUGGAUUUCCAACCAAAACGGUAGUAACUGCAUCUUAUUGCAUACGUUCUACACAAUAAAAUAGAAUUGCUACCGUCUUCGUUGGACUUCCAGAAAAACGGUGACACUAUAAGGGAAAAAAAAAAGUUGGAAAAUUGAGUUACUGCCUUAUUCGUUGCGCACGUCGAAUAUAAUUAUUUAUAUUAUAUAACGCGUUAAUUGUAGUUUUUUCGUUUAUUUGUGUUUAUUAUUAUUCGUUCAACUGUUAUGAUAUUAUUAUGUUUUUUUAAACGAACUGCGCACAGUAUUUUAUCGACGACGCGCGUAUCGCGGUCCAAGUACUUAUAUAAAUGUUCUCGUUGCUGUUAUUGUUUUUUUUUUUUUUAAACUUUCUUUCUUUAAUAAUAAUGUAUAGGAAUAAGUAGUCAUAAGUAUUAUAUUUUGUAACCAAACACCAUGUUAUGACUCUGUUGUAGAUACUUAGGAGUUAGGUAAAUGAUAUAAUAAUAAUGUAAAACGCGCGUGGUAUACGCGUUAGCGAUUAGUGUAUAUUAAGUUAAGUUUAGCGAGCUAUGAGGAGGAUGAAAUAAACCUUUGAUCAGUGAACCCCGUCCAAUAAACUUUAACAGUUUUUAGAUAACUUUACGCCGCGCUCGUCCAUGUCUA
This is a messenger RNA of Acyrthosiphon pisum (pea aphid), 2540 nucleotides long. RefSeq names its product grindelwald (gene grnd). The coding region runs from base 340 to 1086 and encodes 248 amino acids. Lineage: Eukaryota; Metazoa; Arthropoda; Insecta; Hemiptera; Aphididae. The transcript is spliced from 5 exons. The record is from RefSeq and is a predicted model, not a curated record.